Vombatus ursinus (common wombat) is the source of this 2303-nucleotide messenger RNA. It is a transcript of the gene PDSS2, whose product is annotated as decaprenyl diphosphate synthase subunit 2. Gene Ontology annotation, molecular function: prenyltransferase activity. The coding region runs from base 89 to 958 and encodes 289 amino acids. Gene Ontology annotation, biological process: ubiquinone biosynthetic process; isoprenoid biosynthetic process. Gene Ontology annotation, cellular component: transferase complex; mitochondrion. Lineage: Eukaryota; Metazoa; Chordata; Mammalia; Diprotodontia; Vombatidae. The record is from RefSeq and is a predicted model, not a curated record. The transcript is spliced from 7 exons.
CCGGCGCAGCCUCUUCUCGGGAUCCCCGACGCACUGGAACCAGGUGGUGUCGGAAGCGGAGAAGAUCGUGGGCUACCCGACCUCGUUCAUGAGCCUCCGCUGCCUCCUGAGCGACGAGCUCAGCAACAUCGCCAUGCAGGUGCGCAAGCUGGUCGGGACGCGGCAUCCGCUGCUCAACACGGCCAGUCAAAGAAGUCUGGCAGAGAUCACAGAACUUAUCCACACCGCUUUCCUUGUGCAUCGUGGGAUAGUGAAUUUAAGUGAAUUGAAUUCUUCCGAUGGUCCACUGAAAGACAUGCAGUUCGGAAAUAAAAUAGCCAUCCUGAGCGGAGACUUCCUUCUAGCAAAUGCCUGCACUGGACUAGCCCAGUUGCAGAACACUAAGGUCGUGGAACUUGUCUCAAGUGCUCUUAUUGACUUAGUGCAAGGAAUAUACUGUGAAAACUCUACUUCAGCAGAGGAAAACUGUAUCACAGAUGAUAUCGGAAUAUCGACUUGGAAGGAGCAGAUUUUCCUCUCCCAUAGUGCCUUGCUAGCAAAAAGCUGCCAAGCUGCAAUGGAAUUAGCAAAGCAUGAUACUGAGGUCCAGGAUAUGGCAUUUCAGUAUGGAAAGCACAUGUCUAUGAGUCAUAAGAUAAACUCUGACCUCCAGCCUUUUAUUAGAGGGAAGUGUGGUGGCUCCAUAGCAUUUAAUUUAAAUUCAGCUCCUGUAGUCUUACAUCAGGAGUUUCUUGGAAGAGAAAUGUGGAUUAAGCAGAUCAGAGAGGCUCAAGAAAAAGGAAGCUUAAACUAUUCAAAGUUGCAAGAAGCAAUCCUGGCUGGCAAAGGUGUGACUUCAGCUAUUGACCUAUGUCGUUACCAUGGAAACAAGGCCCUGGAAGCCCUGGAGUGCUUUCCUCCCUCUGAGGCCAGAUCUGCUUUAGAAAACAUUGUGUAUGCUGUCACCAGGUUUCCUUGACACAGAAUUUAAAAAGAGACUAUUGUUCGUUGGCUGAAAAUAACAGGGAAGAUGUGGGGAGAGGUCUCCACUGUGAACCAUCUAAAUGUGUCAGUGGUUUAAUUUUUUUUUUCAUUUACCACAUAACUGAAUGAGAUUCGCCUUCUUUUUGGAGCUGCUGCAAACAAAAUUAGGAGAAGAAGAAGAAAAAAAAAAGGUCAAACAGUUUUCACUUGGCAUGCCAGAAGCACACUUGAGGCAGCUCUAGCAGAAAUAAUUAAUGAGCUUCGCUCCUGUGACCUCAGCAAAUGGACAGGAAAUAAGUCCGUAUUGAUUGGACUGAGCUAGGGAUGGCGCCAGGGUGAUGGCCUGUGGUUUCCCUACGCUAAAAAGGACGGAGGGGGGCAGGCAGGCAGCUGCAGGUGUCGUGAGCAACCCUUUCUGAGCAGGCCAGACUAGAAGAGUGUGAAGUCAAGAAUUAAUCUACCAAUUUGUCGUUGUGAAGGGAAGUCCAGUGAAUUAGGAAGGAAUACCCUUUCUCUGUCUCUCUGCAAUUAUGUCUCCUCUCAGUUUUAUGUAUUCAAAUAUGAAAAUACUUUGUGCCUCAUGUUUUUAAUAUUUGCUUAAUGUACUGAGAAAAUGUGUCAAGUGUCGUAGGUAGGAAAUUUUUAAGGGCUAUCUGGUAUUCACUUGGUUCUUACAGAAGAAGGAAUUGCCUCUUUUCUCUCUCUAUCCUGAAGAUUAAAUUUUUAACCACCAUUUCAGGGAACCAGACUUUUUCUCCUUGAUCAAAGUCAUCUUCGCUAACAAUGAUACAUUCUUUUUUCCGUGAUUAAUAACAGAAUUGUCUUUCAAAUGAAAUGUAUAAAUUUGUAAUACUUAGGAUUGAGGAAUACUCUUUUAUUGGUACAAAUUUUCCGUGGUUUAAUCGUAGUACCAGGUAAUUUGUUGGGGGGAUUUUGUUUAACCUCACAGUGUUGAAUUUGAAAGUCUUGAACCACAGACAUCCAAUUACAGAAAGAAUAUAAGGUAUAUCACAACCCAGCAACUUGACACUGUCUCUGUUUUGUUCAUAGGAGAUGGUUUUUGUGGUUUGCAUGCAUGCAAUAUGAGAACAGCGUUGACAAGAAGGCUGAGUUUACAUAAAUGAUCUAGAUUGAGACUCAGCUACCUUUCUUCCUUAUGUAGUGUAAUUACAGCCCAAUCUGGAAACAGCUAACACAGCAAACAGAUUUCAUUAUAUCCUUCACUCAGACUCUGAGUGGAGUUAUUUCUGUUAAAUUCUUCACCCCCCCAAAAAAGUCAUAGAGCUCCUUUAUCAGGGACCAAACGGGUAGCAUACAUCUGAAUAAAAGAUAUAAAACUA